Molecule: messenger RNA, 2684 nt
Organism: Nomascus leucogenys (northern white-cheeked gibbon)
Lineage: Eukaryota; Metazoa; Chordata; Mammalia; Primates; Hylobatidae
Gene: GP2
Product: glycoprotein 2
Biological process (GO): neutrophil migration
Cellular component (GO): apical plasma membrane; cell surface
Source: RefSeq, a predicted model, not a curated record
AGUGCCCAGCAUGUUCAGCAUUCUGCACACAGCACUAUUGUUUGUAGGAAGCAUUCCCACAUGCUGAGACAGCUGGAAGGGUUUACAUUGUGAGGGGAGGGCCCUUCUUUCACCAUCCUUUGUGUAAGUGGCUUAUCUCACCUCCACUCAACAAGCCCAGUGUAUGGCCUAGAACUCCCAUCAUACCUGUGCACCAAUUGAGGAGAGACACAUGGGUGGGAAACUGCAAUAAAAAGACGGCCCACAGCAGGCUGCAUUCCCACUGCUGGCCAGAGGUGGAGGAACGCUUUGUGUUCUCAUCCGAGCUGCAUGGGAAGUCUGCAUAAAGCAAAGUGACCUGCAUGUCUCACCUUAUGGAAAGGAUGGUGGGCUCUGGCCUCCUGUGGCUGGCCUUGGUCUCCUGCAUUCUGACCCAGGCAUCUGCAGUGCAGCAAGGUUACGGAAAUCCCAUUGAAGCCAGUUCCUAUGGGCUGGACUUGGACUGCGGAGCUCCUGGCACCCCAGAGGCUCACGUCUGUUUUGACCCCUGUCAGAAUUACACUCUCCUGGAUGAACCCUUCCGAAGCACAGAGAACUCAGCAGGGUCCCAGGGGUGCGAUAACAACAUGAGCGGCUGGUACCGCUUUGUAGGGGAAGGAGGAGUAAGGAUGUCGGAGACCUGUGUCCAGGUGCACCGAUGCCAGACAGACGCUCCCAUGUGGCUGAAUGGGACCCACCCAGCCCUUGGGGAUGGCAUCAUCAACUACACUGCCUGUGCCCAUUGGAGUGGCAACUGCUGUUUCUGGAAGACGGAGGUGCUGGUGAAGGCCUGCCCAGGGGGGUACCAUGUGUACCGGUUGGAAGGCACUCCCCAGUGUAAUCUGAGAUACUGCACAGACCCAUCCACUGUGGAGGACAAGUGUGAGAAGUCCUGCCGCCCUGAGGAGGAGUGCCUUGCCCUCAACAGCACCUGGGGCUGUUUCUGCAGACAGGACCUCAAUAGCUCUGAUGUCCACAGUUUGCAGCCUCAGCUAGACUGUGGGCCCAGGGAGAUCAAGGUGAAGGUGGACAAAUGUUUGCUGGGAGGCCUGGGUUCAGGGGAGGAGGUCAUUGCCUACCUGCGAGACCCAAACUGCAGCAGCAUCUUGCAGACAGAGGAGAGGAACUGGGUAUCUGUGACCAGCCCCGUCCAGGCUAGUGCCUGCAGGAACAUUCUGGAGAGAAAUCAAACCCAUGCCAUCUACAAAAACACCCUCUCCUUGGUCAAUGAUUUCAUCAUCAGAGACACCAUCCUCAACAUCGACUUCCAAUGUGCCUACCCACUGGACAUGAAAGUCAGCCUCCAAGCUGCCUUGCAGCCCAUUGUAAGUUCCCUGAACAUCAGUGUGGGCGGGAAUGGAGAGUUCAUUGUCAGGAUGGCCCUCUUCCAAGACCAGAACUACACGAAUCCUUACGAAGGGGAUGCAGUUGAACUGUCUGUUGAGUCCAUGCUCUAUGUGGGUGCCAUCUUGGAACAAGGGGACACCUCCCGGUUUAACCUGGUGUUGAGGAACUGCUAUGCCACCCCCACUGAAGACAAGGCUGACCUUGUGAAGUAUUUCAUCAUCAGAAACAGCUGCGCAAAUCAACGUGAUUCCACCAUCCACGUGGAGGAGAAUGGGAGGUCCUCAGAAAGCCGGUUCUCAGUUCAGAUGUUCAUGUUUGCUGGACAUUAUGACCUAGUUUUCCUGCAUUGUGAGAUUCAUCUCUGUGAUUCUCUUAAUGAACAGUGCCAGCCUUCUUGCUCAAGAAGUCAAGUCCGCAGUGAAGUACCGGCCAUCGACCUAGCCCGGGUUCUAGAUUUGGGACCCAUCACUCGGAGAGGUGCGCAGUCUCCCGGUGUCAUGAAUGGAACCCCCGGCACUGCAGGGUUCCUGGUGGCCUGGCCUAUGGUCCUCCUGACUGUCCUCCUGGCUUGGCUGUUCUGAGAGCUCCGCUGAGCAUCUGGCCUUGAAGUUUGUGUUCUUCCCUCUGGCAAUGGCUCCCUUCAGCACUUCUGCUUUCCACUCCAAUUCACACAGUCUUGGUAUUAACAGACUCAAGGCCAGGCUAGGUUUAGGGAAAGGGAAGAGCCUUCACCUUCUUUAAAACUCUCGGCUGGGUGCAGUGGCUCAUGCCUGUAAUCCCAGCACUUUGGGAGGCUAAGGCAGGUAGAUCACCUGAGGUCAGCAGUUCGAAACCAGCCUGGCCAAAAUGGUGAAACUCCGUCUCUACUAAAAAUACAAAAAUUAGCCAGGCAUGGUGGCAGGCGCCUGUAAUCCCAGCUACUUGGGAGGCUGAGGCAGGAGAAUUGCUCAAACCCAGGAGGUGGAGGUUGCAGUGAGCUGAGAUUAUGCCAUUGCACUCCAGCCUGGGCAACAGAGCAAGACUCUGUCGCAAACAAAGAAAAGAAAGAAAGAAAGAAAAGCAACAUAGUGGGGUUCCUGUCAAUCUGUCCUGGGCUGCCCUUCUCAUUUGUUAAUGGGACCUUGAAAGCAAGCUUGCUAGGUGCCCUCCAUGGCUCCAGCCUUUACCGGAAGUGUGGCGCAUGUUUUUAACUUCAGGGAAGAGGUAUCCUGUCACUGGGGUAUGGGAUGAGCAUGGAGAAGAGGCACCGGCCAUGAUUCCUUCCUAAGCAUCUCCUGUUCUAACUGCUCAUGAAUUGAAGAAACUGACCCUUGUGUUCA